AUGUGGCAUAUAUUGUUGUUACUCUUUACGCUCCAAUACACAAUGUGCUAUUUUCAACCCAGAAUUAUAGGAGGACAUUCGUGUAUCAACGAAUAUUGGUAUCAGGCGUCUAUUCAUCAUAUGGGAAAGCAUCAUUGCGGAGGGUCCAUUAUAAGCGAAAAGUGGCUGCUAACAGCAGCACAUUGUGUUUACGGGUACGUUUUUUCUACCGAAUUUAAAAUUCAUGUAGGCAGUGCUUACAACAAUGAUGGCGUUGAAUACGAUAUCAAAAAUAUAAUUUGGCACGAGAAUUACAAUAAAUAUACGUAUAAUUACGACGCCGCCUUAAUAAUGCUGUCGACCCCCCUGAAAAUAAGCCCGACUACGAAACCGAUCACGCUGGCUGACUCUACGACCUCGAUAGAGAUUGGAAAAAAUGCAGUAGUGACAGGAUGGGGCUAUUUGUCGGUAAAUAAGAACAGCAUAUCCGACAUUUUGCAAAUCUUAACGUUACCUAUCGUGGACCAAAAGGCGUGCGAAAUAAUUUUCAACGGAAUCAAUACGGUGACAGAAAUUAUGAUCUGCGCGGGAGGUUUGAGUGGAAAAGAUAGUUGUUAUGGUGAUUCCGGAGGUCCACUGGUGUACAAUAACGUUCAAAUCGGUAUCGUAUCUUGGGGUAAAGAAUGUGCAUCUGAUAAAUUUCCUGGUGUGUACACGCGAGUGUCCGCCAUACGAGAUUGGAUAAGGGAGAAGGCAGGCGUGUAGAAUUAAUGUC
Molecule: messenger RNA, 754 nt
Organism: Apis florea (little honeybee)
Lineage: Eukaryota; Metazoa; Arthropoda; Insecta; Hymenoptera; Apidae
Product: trypsin
Biological process (GO): proteolysis
Molecular function (GO): serine-type endopeptidase activity
Source: RefSeq, a predicted model, not a curated record